AUGAGCAGCCUAGAAUCCGUGCUAAAACGGGUCAAUGAAUCCUUGAAUUCUGUUUCAACCUCUCUGGCCCAUUUGCGCGAUCAAUACACGUCCAAUGUUGAUGGAGAUAGUGACACUAAAGCCAAAGUAAUGGAUAAAGUCAUCGGUGGGAAAGACGCGGAGAAAGUCUCGUUGUUGUCAUUGAAAAACGGUAGCAUGCUUGCGUACAUUAACAGCUUGAUGAUGGUGAUCGGUGAAAAAUUAGAACAGAAAGACGCUACGGCUCAAAAUGGGAGACAACGAUCCAUUGAGCAUCGGGUUACGCUGGAAAGAGGUGUGAAACCUUUGGAGAAAAAACUAGCCUACCAGCUGGACAAAUUGGUGCAGGCUUAUUCCAGGAUGGAGAAUGAAUACGUAGCGGCUGAGAAAAGAGCCGCAGAGCGGACGCAUGUAUCGGUUGCUGAUGACGACGACAGCAGUGAAGAGGAAGACGAAAGCUUGUUCCGGCCCAACGCCGCUGCCGUGGCAACAUAUGACACUGGAAGCCAAGGCAGAUUCGUAGCCGAUGCUGUUGACCAGAAUCGUGACGCCGAUGCAAACGCUGAUGAAAUUAGCGGGACCAGUAGAUACAAACCUCCCAAGAUCAGUGCGGUGUUACCACCGCAGCACCAUUUUGAGGACAAAUUCAAUGCGAGAGACCACAAGGACAGGAGUGGCAGGUCGCGGAUGCAAGCCAUGGAAGACUACAUCAACGAAAUGUCAGAACAACCUGAAUGGGAAGCUUCCGUGGGUGCUAACAUUGUAAAUCACGGUCGUGGCGGUGUCAAGUCCCAGAGGGACGCUAGAAAGGAUCAACGUGUUAAGGAUUACGAGGAGGAUAAUUUCACCAGACUGAAUGCCGUGGGGAACAAACAAGAAAGACGUAGGGCUAAACAACGAGAACGGGCUGCUCAAGAAAACAUGAUUGGUGGUGAAGAUUUUGGUAUUUUCAAUUCGAAACGCAGAAUCGAUGAUAGUACCACCAGAAGAGCUUCCAAGAAGCCCAAGAGUGCUUGGGACAGGGCAAAGAAGAAUCUAUAG
Molecule: messenger RNA, 1059 nt
Organism: Lachancea mirantina
Lineage: Eukaryota; Fungi; Ascomycota; Saccharomycetes; Saccharomycetales; Saccharomycetaceae
Source: the annotation of a GenBank genome assembly